Messenger RNA from Diaporthe amygdali, 1608 nucleotides. RefSeq names its product lysophospholipase. Gene Ontology annotation, molecular function: asparaginase activity; protein binding. The record is from RefSeq and is a predicted model, not a curated record. NCBI's taxonomy places the organism in Eukaryota, Fungi, Ascomycota, Sordariomycetes, Diaporthales, Diaporthaceae. The coding region runs from base 1 to 1608 and encodes 535 amino acids. The transcript is spliced from 4 exons.
AUGGCCACGGGUUACGCGCACGCGCCCAACGGGCCCGACGCAAAGUACCCAGAGUCGCGCGUCCUGAUCAUCAUGACCGGGGGCACGAUCUGCAUGCAGCCCUCGGCGGACGGGCUGGUGCCCAUGACGGGCUUCCUCGAGAAGGCCAUGGCGCCGCGCCCGACCUUCAACGACGCCUCGCCGCCCGUGCAGCUCCACGCCUACAAGAACGGCGAGAAGCUCUCCCUCGAGAGCCUGAGGACGCCGCCCAGUUCCUACUCGCGCCACGUCCGCUACAGCAUCCUCGAGUUCUCCCCGCUGCUCGAUUCUAGCUCCAUCUCGUCUGUCGGUUGGACCGAGGUGGCCCUGACGGUCAAGGAGAAUUAUCACCUCUUUGAUGGCUUCGUGGUGCUCCAUGGCACAGAUUCUUUGGCCUAUACCGCGUCAGCAUUAUCCUUCAUGAUGACAGAUCUGGGAAAGCCAGUCAUCUUGACAGGCUCUCAAGCAUCAAUCUUUGCCCUUCAAUCCGAUGCGGUGGACAACCUCCUGGGCUCCCUCAUCAUUGCAGGAACCUUCGUGAUACCCGAGGUCUGCCUAUUCUUCUCGCACACUCUCUUCAGGGGAAACAGAACGACCAAGGUCUCGGCAUCGGCCUUCGAGGCUUUUGACAGCCCGAACUGUGAGCCCCUCGCGAAAGUGACUAGCCUGGGCGUCGAUGUUAAGUGGUCGCUGGUGCGACGUCCCACGAGGAUAGCCGAGUUCCAGGUCACCAAGUACAUCGACACAGCCCAUGUGGCCUGUUUGCGGAUCUUCCCGGGUAUCAAGCCGGAAAUGGUGGACUCUGUCUUGCGUGUCCCCAACCUGAAGGGCCUGAUCCUCGAGACCUUCGGGAUGGGCAACGCCCCGGGCGGUGUGGACGGUAGCCUGACAAAGGUUAUCAAGGAGGCCGUUGAGAGGAAGAUCGUGGUCGUGAAUGUGAGCCAGUGCACAAACGGUUUCGUGUCACCGCUGUACGCCCCAGGGUUCGCCCUUGGCCGUCUUGGAGUCGUGUUUGGCUAUGAUCUUACAACAGAGGCUGCUUUGACAAAGCUCUCGUACCUCUUGGCCGUUGAAAACCUCUCUUAUUCGGACAUUACCAGACAAAUGGCCCACUCCAUCCGCGGUGAAAUGACCGAGAUGACAACGCCGAGCUUCUCUCACCCCUCCGGCACCCUGGACGCGCUCGUGGGCAGCCUCUCAGCCGCGGACGCGGCGUUCACAGCCCUCGGCUAUGCCAUCCAGAGGGGCGACUUGCGGAAUGUCCGCGAGGCCCUCGAGGCGGACGAGGCCAGCCAUCAGCUUCUGAAGAAGGCCGACUAUGCCGGUAAUACAGCUCUCCAUCUGGCGGCCAUGAGCGCGAACGUGGAGAUCUUACGAGAGCUGCUCACCCGUGGGGCCAGCGUGCACGCGAGGAACUCGGCAAACAACACGCCGCUCUUCCUGGCCAGGAGGACGGCCCACAGGGAGUGCAUGGAGUUGCUCGAGGGCGCGGGAGGUCACCUGUGGAUAGACGAGAGGGCGCACAGCGGAGUCUCGACGCCGAGGACCGCUGACUUCCCCCUGAGCAGACCAAUGUCUCCAGGGAUGUGA